GGCUCUUAGUAUGUAAAAUAAUUCAAGGGGAAAACAAAAGGCGGAGAAAAAGCCUAAGAGCAUCUCCGGUGCCCUUUAUUUUGAAGCCGAAGCAGUUCCUCUUUUUCUUUCUGUUUCUUUCGUGUCCGACUUAGAGAUCUCUCAUCCCAGUCUCCAAAGCUCUGUCUGCACUCAUGCCAUUCGGUGGUUGAAUCGACGGCACCAGAGUAUUCGUCGGCGAAAAUCUAAGCGACUAGUCACUGGCUGCGCUGCAGUGGAGGGUUCUCUUCUUUAUUUGAUCGAAGAGUGGUAGCGGGACUGAUUAUUAAUGUCCACGCAUGGUUGUGAUUUAUGCUGUGUUGGUAUUGUAACUUUCUUACUUAAUGAAUCAAUAGAAGAAUAAAGACAUAUUACAGAAUUGGAAAUAGUCAUAAUCUUUCUUAGCAACAUCUUCCUGCAUAAAGGAAAAGGAUUACGAACCUGAGAAUCAGCUAUGAAAGCCCACUUAGGUUCUUUUGUUCUCCUCUCAUUUCUCCUUGUCCUGAGUCUAACAGUUCGUACUAAAGCUGAGGUUUUAGCACUUACAGCUGACACCUUCUCUGACAAGGUGAAGGAGAAAGACACUGCGUGGUUUGUUAAAUUCUGUGUUCCAUGGUGUAAACAUUGUAAGAACUUGGGUUCACUAUGGGAGGACCUUGGAAAGGCAAUGGAAGGUGAAGACGAAAUAGAGAUUGGGGAAGUUGAUUGCAGUACAAGUAAACCAGUAUGUACAAAAGUUGAUAUCCAUUCAUAUCCCACAUUUAAGCUAUUCUAUGAAGGUGAAGAACUUGCGAAGUAUCAAGGCAAACGGGACCUGGAAUCACUUAGAAAUUUUGUCUUGGAAGAAGCUGAAAAAGCAGCUGCAAAGGCACAGCUUGAUGAUGAUAAGGAGUUGUGAUAAUUUGAGUUUUGGGGCUUCUAACAAAUCAGCAUGGGAAUAUGGAGCGAUGAUGUCAGAUAUGGUUUUUUGCAGUGUCAUAAUAUUUUGUUGAGUUCUAGCCGAGCAUGUUAUCAGGAAUAAGUAGAACUAAUCCAGCCAGUAAUAUGCCAGUUAGAAUUGAUUCUUUUGCUAGCACAAACAUGUAUUUGUAAAACUUACAAAUUCAUAAUCUCCUCUCUAUUGAGUGUUUUUGUAUGCUUUUACAUAAUUAAUUCUGUUGAGCUCAGACUACAGUUUUGUU
Ziziphus jujuba (common jujube) is the source of this 1199-nucleotide messenger RNA. Its product is annotated as protein disulfide-isomerase 5-1. The transcript is spliced from 7 exons. NCBI's taxonomy places the organism in Eukaryota, Viridiplantae, Streptophyta, Magnoliopsida, Rosales, Rhamnaceae. Gene Ontology annotation, biological process: protein folding. Gene Ontology annotation, molecular function: protein disulfide isomerase activity. Gene Ontology annotation, cellular component: endoplasmic reticulum. Bases 473 to 916 code for a protein of 147 amino acids. The record is from RefSeq and is a predicted model, not a curated record.